AUGGAUCUAACGGAGGCGUUCGCCCCGGGAGGGGGCGGGGAGGAUCUGCCGAAGACCGAUUUCUUCGAUUUCGUCGUCUCCCCGCCGCCCCACUGCGCCUCCGCGGACGGCGUGUCCGACGAGGAGAGCUUCCUUCACCGUACCACCUGCCGGAGCAUCGGUUAUCUUCAGCAGAGCCACGAGGAGCACGAGGCAAGCCGUGAUCUUCACGGAUCGCCGUUCAUCAAAGAGACCAACAACAACACUUUGACCGCUCUGCCGCCAGUUUCGACGAUCACGAGCUCCCUCGGUCAUCAUCAUCACCAUCAUCACGUGAGAACUCAUCACAAUGCCUGUAACGUGCAGCCGAGCAACGAACAGACACCGAUGGACCAGUCGGAUUGCGACUAUUGGGGCACCGACGAGACCAAGGAACAAACGUGCAACAUACUACUCGAGGAUCUGAACAAGUACUGUUGGUCGGCUCACGCAAACGCUCAGAGCCACGGGAACGAUAACGUGAACGUUCAUCAAGGAUCCAACGACCAUCAUCAGGGUGUUGGACGGGGAUGCGCCGCGAACGACAGACAGAACACGGACGGAGCUAUAUACACGUUGACCGUGUUGAACAACGAGGCGAACUCGAUGGACGCGCUAGACUGCUGCAAGAGUCCCGCGCCAACGUCCAGCGAUUCCUGGUCCCUACGGCCAAAUCUCGAUCUGGACGCAAUCUUGAGCAUGGAGCCGGCCUCUACCGAACCGGACCACGACCAGACCACGAACGUGAGCGAAGUGUCGCGGACGGUUAACGAUAGGUUUCAUCCGGACCGUUUCUCGGUCCCGUCUUCACAGUACACCACCGACGACAGCGGUUUCGUCGAGAGCAAGGAAUUAUGCGGUCGGGGAACGUCCAAUAGCGGCAAUUGCGCGGGCGGCGACAACAACAACGACUGGAAGCUCUCGGACCAGAAUCUGCAGGAGGCAGCCGCCGCUGCGGCAGCAGCUGCGGUCGCGGUAGGCGCGGGCGAUUCGGCUGAGAGUCUCCUGCGCAGCGCCCUUCAAGGCAAACUCUACACAGGCCCGACACAAGUGGUGUCGUCCUCGUCCCCCUCCAAUCAAGGCUCCGCCAUGUCGAUGCCCGUCGCGAGUAACACUGGCCUACAGAUAGUCUCUGACCAGCAGCAACCGCAGCAACAGCAACAGCAACAACCGCAGCAACAACAGCCCCAACAACCGGACGAGUCCAUGCACGCAUGUACCGAUGAGGAUCUACUACUGUCCCAGUUAGAUCAAACGACCUACCGUCCCGGUGAUUACGAGAAAUUAAAGAGCAUAGCCAACGAAGUGGUGGAGUCUUACUGUAGCCUGGAACCAGUCUGCAAUGUCUCAGCGACGACCACGGUGAUGUACACGCUGGACCCAACGAGUGGUAGUCUAGGUACCAUCACCCUUCCAGCGGACCUGGGCCAAGUUAGCACGGUCACAGUGGUCACUGCUGCCCAACAGGAUGUCCUCCAACCGCAGACAGCUCCCAGGCCCGAAGUCGAGCAGCAACAGUCGACCAAUCAGCUUCAAAUACCACCCACGAGAGUGGUCACCGCAAAGGCGCCAAAGAAGUACUGCAGACGAGCUAACAGGAACAACAGUAACACGAACGCGGCUAGUAAUGGGAACGGCGGAUCAGAAACCGGCGGGAACGCCGGUGGCCAGCAACAGGGUGCAUCGGGCGGCUCGCCAGGCAGCGUGCAACGCAAGGAACGCUCGCUGCAUUAUUGCAGUAUCUGCAGCAAAGGCUUCAAGGAUAAGUACAGCGUGAACGUUCACAUCCGAACGCACACGGGUGAGAAGCCGUUCGCAUGCUCCCUCUGCGGCAAGAGUUUCCGGCAGAAGGCGCACCUAGCGAAACACUAUCAGACCCACGUGACGCAGAAGCCCAGUGUCCAGCAACAGGCGGCAGCUGGGACCACCAGCAGCAACAGCGGGAACAGCGGGAAUCCCAGUCCGUCGGCUGAAACGACGACCACGACGACCAGCACGGUGACAAACAGGAGUCAACAACCGCACCAGGUUUCGGUCGAUCCCACGGGGAACGCCUGCAAUCCGCCUAGUUAG
This is a messenger RNA of Dufourea novaeangliae, 2091 nucleotides long. RefSeq names its product myb-like protein AA. The record is from RefSeq and is a predicted model, not a curated record. The transcript has a single exon. Gene Ontology annotation, biological process: regulation of transcription by RNA polymerase II. NCBI's taxonomy places the organism in Eukaryota, Metazoa, Arthropoda, Insecta, Hymenoptera, Halictidae. Bases 1 to 2091 code for a protein of 696 amino acids. Gene Ontology annotation, molecular function: DNA-binding transcription factor activity; RNA polymerase II cis-regulatory region sequence-specific DNA binding.